UUAAAUAUAAUUUCUUCUUCCCACCCCUUUUCAGGCAGGUAGUUGAUGUUGCAAUGUUACUUAGUUUUGCUGCUCUUUUUUUGUUACAUGAUUAUAUUAGCUGUAUAUAUUUGCUGUCUUGACAAGGAAUCAUGGCAUGAAAUAAACGAAUGAAAUGGAAAAACAUGUUGGAAUAGAUCUGCGUUGUUGAUUGAAAAACAUUAGAAUAUAACUAUAAACAGUGUUUUAAAUGUAAAUACAUAGAUAUAGAUGGAGUACAGUUGAUGUCUAAUUUUUUGAGACCUAAAAAAAACAAAACUUUCCCCACUUUUAUUGCUCAGUGUGUGUAUGUGUGUAUAAGUGUAUGUUGGACCUCAGUUGACUUCCUGUCGGGGUUGGCAGAGAUGCAGAUUGAAAACAGACGCUCUUUCUCUCUCUGUCCGUCUCCCUCUCUCUAUUUGUCCGUCUCUCUUUCCCCUCGCCUGUUCAGUCAGUGAGUCAGUUUGUUUCCAGUCACUCAGCAGCGGGAAGAAAAAGUGGCGAGAAAGAGACGCAGAAAAAGAGGAAAAUAAGAGACAAAAAGGGGGACCAGGAAGGAUAAGGUUUGAAGAAAACUUUCUUUUAAUAUUACUGGUUCGGGUACGGGUGAGAAAGCUUUAUUUCUCGUUGACUUUAUUUGUCAGAUGGACGACACUUUUUUUAAAAACUAGAUUCUUGAAUAUUAUGAUCAUCAGCAGUGGAGUUUCCAUAGGAGCAAGGACGAGAACGUUUGUUGAUGCUUUUAGCAGACACGUGUUGACUUGGCAAAAUUUGACUCCGCCUCCUUGGGGUUGAUCAUUUUACAUCGACUCAUCCUCAGCAAAGUUAAUAUGGCCAACUGAUGUCUGCUGAAUUGGGAGUCAUGCUGGUGUCCAACAGAGGACAAUUAGGAAGUCUGACGCUGCUGGGCAUCCUGUUGGGUGUGCUCCUGGUUCUUCCAAAAGGGGUCGUUAAUCUGGAGCUUACUCCACUUGCAUCUCAGGUUCUGCUGCAGUCUGACUCAAACUUCACUGUGGUGUGUUCUGGUUGGAGUGAGGUGUCAUGGCGCUUGCCAUGGCAGGAGUCUCAAGGCGGCAAUGUUGUGGUGGAGCAGCAGGGAUCCCGUAGCGUCCUUCAGCUCUUUAAUGUCACCUGGAGGAAUUCUGGGAGAUAUGCUUGUGAGGAGCAAUCCUCCGAUCAGAUCAGAGAGAUAGACAUAUUCAUACCUGGACAAGGUCCAGAUGAGUGGUUUGUACCAGUCGGUCCAGGUGUAGUAAUGAAGGACAAGGAGGAGGACACCAUCCCUUGCGUGGUGUCUAACCCUCUUCUGAAUGUCAGCCUGUAUGAACGCGGGGAUGGAAAUAAAAUUCUGGUAUCUGGACUGAAGUACGAGCCGGCUCGCGGCUUCACAGGAAGACUGAACGACUCCUCAUACAUGUGCAUAGCCUUCAACAGUUCUGAGAUGAGGCAGUCACAGGUUUACUAUGUCUUCAGCAUCGUUGUCGCCAGGGGCAUGGAGGUGGAACUGACUACGUCCAGCAGUGUGUUGACACGUGGACAACAGCUCAUCAUCAACUGCACCGUUAAAGACACUGACCUAGUCUUCUUCACCUGGAACUUCCCCCGCAAAGAGGAAUUCGAGCCACUCACAGAAUUUCUGCCCAAUCGAAUCCGUUCGUUCGUGAACAUCUCUUCGGUGACACUGGCAGACUCUGGGGUGUACGUGUGCGCAGUGCAGGAAACACUACAUGGACGACGGGUAGAAAAAAACAUCACAGUGACCAUACUAGAUCGUGGUUACGUUUCUGCGCGUGCGACCCAUGAGAACAACAUUAUGACAUUAGUUGGCCACACAGUGGUGCUGAGGGUGGCGGUGGAUGCUUACCCCUCACCCACUGUUGAGUGGCGCAAAGACAACAGCAGCAUUGUUGUUGCUACAGGAACGACUGCUAUGUCCAAAACACAUGUGACAGCCGACAGAUACGUCAGUACACUGACCUUGGUGAGGGUUCGCUUGGAGCAGACAGGAAGUUAUACGGCCAGAGUGUACAAUGAAGAUGAUCAGGAAGAGGUUGUCUUCUACAUGCAAGUGAAAGCACCCGCAAGGAUCACCUCGCUGAUGGAAACAAGCUCUCAAUCUAUAUUGUGCAUCAGCGAAGGAGCACCGCCCCCUUCUGUCACUUGGUUUACGUGUCACAGUGCACAUGGGUGCACUAAUGGGACGGGUAGCUGGACCAGGCAAUCCGUGGCUUCUGCGGGCGUGGUUCUGCAGGAGAACAUCACUGUCCUGGAGGACAGUGGCCUAUCCCAGGUGCGCAGUGUGCUGAUGCUGGAGACCACGACGACCUUGACUGCAGUUCGUUGUGAGGCCUCAAACUCUGUGGGGCGAAGAGCUAGGGACCUUAGACUGGUGACCACUUCUCUUUUGUCUCAGGUGGCCAUGUUGGUGCUGGUUCUGGUUCUAGUCAUCAUCGCCCUCAUCUUCCUAGUCAUACUCAUCAUCCUGUGGAGAAAAAAACCUCGCUAUGAAGUCCGCUGGAAGCUUAUCAGUUCUGUAAGUCCUGAUGGCCUGGAGUACACUUACCUGGACCCUGCCCAGCUGCCCUAUAAUACCUCCUGGGAAGUACCAAGAGACAGUGUAGUACUAGGCGAGGUGUUGGGCUCAGGAGCUUUCGGUCGAGUGGUGGAAGCCGAUGUGUCUGGUCUGCUCCAUGACGGAAGAACCACCAGAGCUGCCGUCAAAAUGCUCAAAUCCAACAGCAGCGCAAGUCAGUCAUUGUUGUCUGAGUUGAAGGUUUUGUGCCAUCUGGGUCCUCAUGUCAACAUCGUCAACCUGCUGGGAGCAUGCACAACGGGAGGUCCUGUUUAUCUCAUCACUGAGUUCUGUCGCCACGGUGACUUGGCCAACUACCUGCGAUGCCACAAACAAACUUUUAGAAACUGCAGUGCUAAUGCAAAGAGAGAGGCAGAUGGAGGUUACAUGCACAUGAGCAAGCAGGACGGGGGAGACACCAGCAGGAAGGACUACGCUGAGUCAGACAAUCAGGACGAGUCAUUGCCUCUCCUGAGCAAUUCUCCCAUCUUGGAGGUCAGUGACCUUCUCAGCUUCUCCUUCCAGGUCGCCCACGCCAUGAAUUUUCUGUCUUCGCGCAAUUGCGUCCACAGAGACUUGGCGGCUCGGAACGUUCUGGUGUGUGAGGAGCGGCUGGUGAAGGUGGGCGACUUUGGCCUGGCUCGAGAUCUUCUCAAAGAUCAGGACUACGUGGCCCGAGGACAUGCAUUGCUGCCACUUAAGUGGAUGUCCCCGGAGAGUAUUUUCCAAAGUGUUUACUCCUCCCAAAGCGAUGUCUGGUCCUAUGGAGUUCUUCUUUGGGAGAUCUUCUCUUUGGGUGAGAGUCCAUACUCGGAGCUCCCCAUGACACACCAAUUCUAUGCUGCACUGAAGAGAGGUCAUCGCUUGAUGCGGCCACAACACGCCAACUCCAACAUUUACGACGUGAUGCAAACAUGUUGGAACGAACAUUCCGGUUCAAGGCCAUCGUUCUCGUCCUUGGUGGUGUCCCUGGACGCCAUGUUGCCGGACGAAUGCAGAAAAACAUACACCAGGCUGACUGACAGCUUCCUGUCAGGUGACCACCCAGCCGUCGUCCGAUCCCGAAUAAUGUCCGCGGCCGCCAGUAUGGCGAGCGACCGGAAUGGUACAAGUCCCGCUCCUGAGGCGACUGUUCACCUGUUAGAGGCAGGGUUGGAGGAGGCAGGACCUUCCCAUGGCGAAUACAUUCUUCCUGUCAGCGUGAUGGCAAGCAACGGUGGUGACACUGCGCUGGACGCAGUCAGAGCUGAUGAGUCGCCGCCCGCACAGGAAGUGACAUCGUCAGGUGAAACGGAGGAGGAAAGCUGCAUGUAAGAAGCUUCUGCUACAUACAGUGGGGCAAAUAAGUAUUUAGUCAAAGACCAAUUGUGCAAGUUCUCCUACUUGAAAAG
Corythoichthys intestinalis (scribbled pipefish) is the source of this 3981-nucleotide messenger RNA. Its product is annotated as platelet-derived growth factor receptor beta-like. Gene Ontology annotation, cellular component: signaling receptor complex; plasma membrane. Gene Ontology annotation, biological process: multicellular organism development; cell chemotaxis; protein phosphorylation. The coding region runs from base 860 to 3904 and encodes 1014 amino acids. The transcript is spliced from 28 exons. Gene Ontology annotation, molecular function: platelet-derived growth factor binding; ATP binding; platelet-derived growth factor beta-receptor activity. NCBI's taxonomy places the organism in Eukaryota, Metazoa, Chordata, Actinopteri, Syngnathiformes, Syngnathidae. The record is from RefSeq and is a predicted model, not a curated record.